AUGGCGUGGAGCUUUAUACUACUUUUACAAGUGAUAUUUUUUCUUGCAAAGAACACUGAUGGAUUUUCUCCGUAUGUAGAACCAUUUUUCUUUUUGUGUAAUUACCAUGGAAACACAAAUGACCUUGUAGCAGAGAAAGGUGAAGUUUCUAUCAGCGUGUCGGUGGGAGGGAAUCCUGAAUACUACACGCCUGGAGAAUUCUACAAUGAUUUCAGAGCUUCAGCAACACUUGGACAUCAAAUGCUUUUCAAGGACACCACUGUACUUCAGUUGUGUGAAUUGGGAGCUUCAACAGAGCCAGAGAGACCAGACACCAUUGGAAUCAAUACUGACAGCUACUUACUGAGGGAAAGUUUUGACACAUCUUCCAACUUCGAUCUAAAUGUGUGGGCGUCCCAUGAUGGAGCCUCCAUCAGCAGUGAUUGUGGAACAGUGCUCCAUGGAGACUCAGCUCUAUUCUGUGAUACAGAAGGGUACCGUAACCUUAUUUCUGUCCCCCUUAACUUAACAUCUGCAGCAGUUCUACAGUUUACUAUCUCUGCUGGAACCUGUGGGGGUAUUGUGUUUGAAGAAGAGGACAUCAAAGUCACUCUUGGAAUCAACAACUGCAGGGAAUGGGUUGUUAUAGAUACUGUCAGUGCCCCAAAUGGACCAAAGCCUGAGACACAUCUUAUUCACAUCCCAGCGAGUGGUCAGCAGGACAAUGUUUGUAUCCGUUGGUCACAGGAGCGCCCGUCUAACCACACAUCAUUGUCAGAUGAUGAUGAUUAUGAAAAAAAUACAACUACAAGGAGCAAAUCGCUGACAAAGACCUAUCCUAUUAGGGGUGACCUUGGUGGCAUCGGUGUGAUUGAAGAGGAGACGACAGGUUCAGAGGAAGUACGGAAGGGUCCUUACAGGUCCUGUUGGGCUUUAGACAAUGUCCUAGUGGUCAACACAGCCCAUGCUCCACUAGUCAUCUCAGAAACGUUUGACCCUGUUGAUCCUUCUAAUUGGCUCUUCUUCCCUGGGGCAAACAUUCAGCGAAAGUGUCGAUCAGAAGAAAACUCUAUGUACUUCAAUAUGGUAAACCAGUCCACAAACUAUGUUGUUACAAGAGACAUGGACCUUAGUACUGAGGAUCUCUCAGAUGUCGUUCUGGAGGAAGUCUUUGAGCUCAAACGACAACCAGGGUGGAACAUUCAAGGUGGCCUCCCAGAUGUUAACUGUGGCAUCCUUCAUGAGGGGAACUCUUUAGUGUUCAGCAGUAAUGGAGGUAGAAAAGCAUGUACACCCUACCUGGAUACAAGAGGAGUUGGAAACCUACGAUUUUACUUCUCAAUGGGAAGUGGAGGGUGUCACAUGACAGAUUCAGAUGAAGUCCAUGUCCUGUUGUAUGGUGAAAACAUUGAUGGUCACACAACAACACUUCAAAAACUCCUCCCCAGCAAUCACAGGGAACCAAGGCUGGUGUCAGUACCAGUGGAGGGAACACUACGACAGAAAGAAGUUCGAUUCUGUUGGAUCCAGAAGUUCCACAAUGGUGGUGGUCAGGAUGUAUGGGCCAUGGACACUGUCCAAGUGUUUCCUGUCACUCCUCAAGGCCUUGGACGUAACAGGGACAAAAUUGUACAAUUUGGUAUCAAUAUGGGAUGUGCCACAAGUCCCAACUCUAACAGAGUAGCUAUGCAGUAUUCCACAGACUUGGGACAGACUUGGCAUAACCUCCAAACACCAUGUUUACAGGGCAGUUGUCAAGGCAACUAUCAGCCUGUUGUCUCUACAUUCUCCUCAGAUGACUACCCAAGCUGGAAGCAAGUUACGAUGCCAGUGCCUUAUGCUGCCAUGGUACCACAUGUAAGGUUUCGCUGGAUUCAGACACUAGAUGGAGCUGCUCCAAACUGGGCUAUCGACAAUGUGUAUAUAGGUGACUGUCCUGAGGGUUGUCAAGGCCAUGGGAUGUGCACAGAUGGCACAUGUAGAUGUGACUUUGGCUAUGCUGGACCUACUUGUGAGGAGACAGUUGUCCCAAACCCCACAGAGCUAAUGGAAAACUUUGCUGACCAGGCUGUUCUCUCCUCCUCCAGCUCUAUAGCUGUCAAAGGAGGAGAACUUAGUUAUGUAUGUGGAGUUCUGUCAUCAGAGAAGGCCUUAGUAUUCAAUCAAGAUGGUCCAAGGGAGAUAAUCACCUCCGAGUUUAACACAACACAGAACAGAUACCUACAGUUCUAUAUCCGGGUUGGGAGUCAGUCUGUGACAUCCCAAUGUCCUCCCUCUGACCGAGAAUCAGAGUCUGUCCUGCUAGACUACAGUUGUAAUGGAGGAAUUUCCUGGCAUCUUCUUAAAGUGUUCCGUCCCACUGACUUCAGCUCGCCAAAGUCAGACAUGGUCAUGUUACCAGAGGGAGCCCGAGGAACAGGCUGUCGGUUCCGCUGGUGGCAGCCAGAACACUCGGGACACGGAAGAGAUGUAUGGGCCAUCGACAGUCUGAGUCUCAAUAGUCAUCUGUUUAAUACCCUCACCAUGGAGAUGAAAGAUGCUGCUAAUGACACCACGCCUCUCAUAGCCAAUUUUGGCAAAAUCUCUGACGGCUACUGUGAUAAAAGGAGAUCUAUCAGUUUUUAUGAUCCACGUGAGGAUGGAGACCAGCGAUUUUUGAUGACCAGAUCGAUGCAUGUGGGACCAUCUUAUAUCAUCCAGUUUGACCUUGUGAUGGGUUGCCACAUCAUGUACAGUGAUGACAUUGACAAUGACCUCUACCUCGAGUACUCUGCAGAUCAUGGCCUUAGUUGGGGGCUUGUCACUGCCCCCUGUCUGCCCCCUAAAGCUUGUGAUGUCUUCACAGAGGGCACAAUUUACAAACCUUCUAAGUACACAGCUUGGACACAAGUCACUGUGCCACUUCCUCCUGCCACAUGGGGCCCAGUGACUAAAUUCCGCCUGCGCCAGCCCGACUGGAGCCCAACAGAUUCAUGGGGAGUGUCCAGACUUUACAUUGGUCAGCAGUGUCCAGCCAUGUGUAAUGGACAUGGUCAGUGUACCGAUGGAGUCUGUAGGUGCGAGGAAGGCUUCCUUGGGGAGGACUGUCAUACUAAGGAAGCUUGGCAAUCUUCCAUGCAGGCAGACUUUGGAAUACGAUACGAGCCUGACAGUGACUUUUCAAGCAUCCUUGGAGGAGAGGUGAUAAACGGCAGGAAAGGAUGUGGAACUCUCUUGUCAGGAGAGUCUCUUUAUUUCUCAGGAAAUGGUGUUCGAGAGCUACGAACAAAAGACUUUGACACAAGCGAGAGUGAUUAUCUCCAGUUCUACCUCAGGAUAGGUGGUGACCUACCUGAUUGUUCAGGGUCCGAAACACGACAGGAAGGGGUGGUUCUCCAGUUCUCAAAUAAUGGGGGCACUACCUGGGAACAGUUGAUGGAACUAGUGCCAGCAGAAUACAGAAAUCCUAAGUUUGUACAUACUGUAUUACCACCCGAAGCACGGUCACCCAACACCCAGUUCCGCUGGUGGCAAGGCUCACACUCUGGGGGAGGAAAGGACCAAUGGGCCAUUGACGAGAUCAUGCUUGGUAGUUAUGACCACAUGACAAAGAUGGAGGAUAACUUUAAUGAUCAUCUUGAUGUGCUGGACUCGAAUAUGUGGUCAACCGUGACGGAAGGUGUGUUGGGGAAAUACUGCCAGGCACGUGACCCUGCCCUCAUUCUAGCCAAUCAGGAGAAUGAUAAAUUUGCCAUCACUAAGGACCUUGACCUUCAGACAGGAGAUAUUGUACAGUUUAGGAUCAAUGUAGGUUGUAGUAACCUUUUCCGUCUGGAUCACCCAGUCCUGUUACAGUAUAGCCAUGACGGUGGCCAGAACUGGCGCCUUCUCUCUGAGCCAUGUUACCAAGAGAUGGACUGUAGUGAACACACUGAGGGUACAAUCUACUACUCUGGUCCCCAUGGUUACUGGCAGACCAUUGUCAUACCUAUCACACAGGCAGUUGCAAUGCAUCCAGUUCUCUUCCGCUGGUGGCAGCCUGGAGGAUAUGCCCACAGUUUUGCUCUAAAUGAUGUAUCUAUAGGUCCGCCCUGCCCAGAGAACUGUCACAGAGAGGGGCUGUGUACUAAUAGUACAACCUGUAUUUGUAACGAAGGAUUCCUGGAGCCAGAUUGCCGAUCACCUGGCGAGACACCUCAUGGUCUGCUGGACUGGUUUGACAACCAUCACAAACCUCGAAAAAUCUGGAGGAGGAUUAUGGGAGGAAAGCUCGGCCUGGGAUGUGGAGUAGUUGAUUAUGGGAAUGCUUUGUUCUUCAAUGAUGAAGGUACACGAGAGGCUGUAACGGCACCUCUCAACACUACUUUCCUCAGAAUGCUUCAGUUUUCAAUUCGUAUUGGAAGUGAUGGUAGUUCUCCACAAUGUCACCAGCCUAACAGCCGUAACGAGGGUGUGGUGGUGGCCUACUCCACAGAUAAUGAGAUCACAUGGCACACAUUGAAGGUUGUUGAACCUCGUAUCUACAACGGCAGUACAGAAAUGCUCACAAUAUCCCUGCCGCCAGAGGCCAAAACAGAGGCCACCAUCUUUAAAUGGUGGCAGCCUUUGGGCUAUGGAGGUUUACCAAGGGCUGAAUGGGGUCUGGACAGUGUUAUUGUGGGUGUGAAUGAGACAAAUUCUGAAGGUUUUGAUGAUGACUUCCAUUCCAUGACCCCUGACCCCCAGAAAUGGAUGCUGACAGAAAGUGCCAUCCCUAGAAUCACUUGUCACUCUCAGGGAAAUGCCCUGGAAUUUAGUCGAGAUAAAGGACUGAGGUUUGCUGUAACACACGACUUCCGUGUGACACCCUCCAUGUUUCUGCAGUUUGACAUUGCUAUGGCCUGCGACUCACUGUAUGGGACAAUCUACGGUACACUCUACAGCGUAGAGCUGGAGUACUCGGUAGAUAUGGGACAGGCAUGGCGGCCAGUAGUGGAGGAAUGUACACCACCUAACUUUGAGUGCUCUGGCUAUCACUUGUCCAGCGAGUAUGUUUCUGACCAGCACCGCAACUGGACAAGAGUAUCUGUUUACCUACCUCCGGGUGCUGUAUCACCAGCAACUCGAUUCCGAUGGAUGCAGCACACCUCGUCCCAGCGUGGUAAUGUAUGGGCAUUAGACAAUGUGUACCUUGGAGACGGUUGUCCAUGGCUGUGUUCUGGUCAGGGCUACUGUAGAAACAAAACUUGUGUAUGUGAUCCAGGAUUUUCAGGUCCAUAUUGUGUACCAAGUACCCCUCUUCCCAUGAUACUGAGAGAUGACUUCAACAGUCGUGAUGUUAACACUGACAACUGGAGAGAAAUAUACGGAGGAGAAAAUUUGGACAUUUGUGGAAAACUUGUCAGCGGCCGAUCUCUCACAUUCCAUAAAGGAAAUCUGAGAAUGAUAGUGAGUCGUGAUAUUGACACCAGUAUGCUGAAUACCAUAGAGUUCUUCUUCAAAUUUGGAUGUAAUGGAGAGGUGGUGGAUUGGCCAAGGUCAGAGAGUGUCCUUCUCCAGUACAGUACCAAUGGUGGAAUCACCUGGAAUCUCCUCAAGGAAAUUCACUAUCAUAGUCACCAAGGAGCCAGGUUUUUCAGCCUUGACCUGCCUUUCAAGGCAAGAAACAAUGCCACUCGCAUACGAUUCUGGCAGCCAAAAAAUGGAGGUACAAUGAGAUCUAUCUGGGCUGUAGAUAAUCUGUUUAUCGGCAGGAUGAUGAUGAACCCAAGCUCGUUAACAGACAGUUUUGACUCACAGCCUCUUUCCGAUGUUUGGCUGUUUGUCAAUGAUGGAGAGGUUGGCAGUUAUUGUCAACACAAAACCAGAAGUGACACCGUUUCUGCAGGACAGUCUGCUUUGGUGUUCAAACGUGGCCCAGAUUCUGGAGAACACUAUGUUUUAACUAGGGACAUGGAUGUUGGACCAAUGUCUGUCCUACAGUUUGAUAUCAAUGUUGGCUGUGAAGCUGAGUCUACAGAUAGAUACCCUGUCCGUCUUGAGUACUCACCCAAUGGAGGGAAAACCUGGCAUUUACUGGUGCCAAACUGUGCUGAAGUGUCGUCUGCUCGCUGUUUCGAUGUUACCCUUCACCCGUCUGUUUACUAUGGUGGCACCUCCAGCUCCUGGCGUCGUAUUAUUGUCACUCUUGAUUCUCUUCACACGUGUGGGUCACUAAGAUUCCGAUGGUACCAGGGAUUCAUUCCAGAUGAGGACUAUGGCCCUGAGUGGGCCAUUGAUAAUGUGUUCAUUGGUAUGGCCUGUAUGGACAACUGUUUGGGACAUGGAGAAUGUUCCAACACCAUGAUGUGUACUUGUGAUCAAGGAUACCAAGGUGACAGUUGUCAUCCAGCCAGUCAGCUUCCUGAAUAUCUUCGAGAUGACUUUUCCCAAACAGACUUCACAUUUACUCAGAACGGAGUAGAUGAAACCAAGUGGUGGCUGUCCAGUGGUGGCCACAUCAGUGAUGAGUGUGGCCUCAUCAAUAUAAAUUUGAUGAAUUUUAAAAAUGAGUUGAUUCUUUUCAGUACGAUACAGUUUUUCCUGCGCCUUGGCUGUGAAGCAGUCCCUCUGACAGAUGACACUAUGCCAGUAUACCUCCAAUCCAGUAUCAAUGGUGGGGUAUCUUGGCAGUCUAUUGAACAGUUUGAUUUUAACCAACACAGUAACAGGCCGAAAUACUAUGCUCUACAUCUGCCAGAGAAGGCUCGAACCAACUCCACACAUCUAAGAUGGUGGCAGCCAUCACUGGAUGGCACCUUUACCCAGGAUUGGGCCAUAGACCAGAUAUAUGUUGGAGGAGAUGUUCAAGGGAUGCAGCCUCUCCUAGAUGACCCAAUGACCCCUCGGGAGACAAGUUGGCUCAUGUACCCCGGAGGAGAAAUAGAGCAUGCAUGUGGGUCUAUAGCAGAGACAAUUCACUUCCAUGGUGAGGAACCAAUGCGGUAUGCCACCUCUGCUGAUGUGAUGGUGGAAGACGGAACAUUUAUUCAGUUUGAUAUUGUCAUGGGAUGUUCACCAUCACAGGACUGUUACAAUAUCAGGAUACAGUAUUCACAUGACAUGGGCAACAGUUGGAAGCUCCUACAGGAACCCUGCCUCCCGUCGGAUAUUGACUGUGGACGUUUCGACCCUGGUAGUUCACUGGUGUCCGAUGUCCACACAGGCUGGAACAGGGUCACCAUACCCAUGCCUCACUAUACAAGAUCUAAAUCAACUAGAUUGAUGUGGGUACAGAAUGGAUGGACAUCAGGCAAACAGUCGUGGGCUGUGUCAUACCUGUAUAUAGGAAAAGACUGCUCCAGAAUGUGCGGAGGUCAUGGCCGCUGUUCCAACUCUGGCUGUCUGUGUGAUGAUGGUUGGUCAGGUUUUGAGUGCAGUGUACCAGUUAGGGCCCUUCCUACACAUCUGUAUGAUACAUUUUCCAAUGGAAUAGACAAUACCCUGUGGUCUAAGGUUGUGGGGGCAAAGGUCACUGAAGGUUGUGAAGUCUUGGCUUCUGGUAACACAUUGCAUUUCAUGGAGGGUUGCAGUCGAUUACUGAUCAGCCACGACCUUGACCUCUCGAAUGCGACAAUGAUCCAGUUCUACUUUAUGUUUGGAUGUAAUGCUGCCCCAGUCACACGUAACCAAGGAGUACUUGUAGAUUACUCCACUGAUGGUGGCUCCACCUGGACACCCGUCACAGAACUAUACUACGCUUUGUACAAAUCACCAAGGUUUGUCCAUGCAGAUUUACCAGAGGGGGCUAAACAGAGGGCAGUGAGGAUACGAUGGUGGCAGCCAACUCACGGGGGUCGACAGGUGGGAGAUUGGGUCCUCGACAAUAUCAGGAUAGGAGGUCAUAAGGUUAACCCUAGCAGUAUGAUUGGGCAGUUUUCUGAUGAGCUGAAUGACAGUGAUUGGCUGGCCUCUGACAACAUGGUUGCCGACAAUUAUUGUGGGGAAUUACAUGUUGCCAAGGGUACUACUCAAGUGGAAGAAGACUCGGUGUUGACUACUCAGGACAUUCAUAUUGAUGAGAAUUACAUGUUGCAGUUUGAGAUAAACGUAGGCUGUGGCCAGGAGUGGAAUGUCAGUGGCCCUGCUGUCCACCUACAGUACUCUUCAGACAAUGGUCUUCAUUGGCAUCACCUUAAACAUCAGUGUCUACCUGAUGACCCCCAGUGUAAUGGAGGACCUCAGAUGUCCACAAUUUACUUCAGUGAGCCAAUGGGGAUGUGGCGAAGAGUCACUGUGAAGCUUGAAGGUCUACCAGUGUCUAGUGGUACCCGUCUACGAUGGAUCCAGAAGGCAGAUGGCCAUCAAGGAGACACCCACAAGUGGGGAUUGAGACGACUGUAUGUGGGACCCCCUUGUGAGAAUCACUGUAGUGGACGAGGUACAUGCCAUACUCCUCAAUGUUCCUGUGAUUUUGGGUAUGGGAGCACUGACUGUAGCCGCCUCUUAUUCACUAGUAAUCCUACUUACUUAAAGGAUAACUUUGAAGGAUCAGAGGUAGACAAGACCAAGUGGUCACUAGUGCAGGGCGGUCAUGUGGGUUCAGGUUGUCACGGUCUGGUGGAAAACUCAGCAAUGGUCAUGUCAGGUCCUGGUAAUCGGCAAAUUGUCACCGGUGACCUUGACCUUCGUAAUGCCAGGUUUAUACAGUACUAUGCUGUGAUCGGUGGAACAGGCACAGAACCAGGAUGUUUUUCUCCUACAUCUUCCAAACACAGUGUCAUACUACAGUACUCUACAGAUAAUAGUUUACACUGGGACACUCUCCAUGUGCUUGACUAUGCCAGUUACCAGGAUGUAAAGAAGGACUACGUCCUUCUGCCACAAGGAGCAAGAACUGAAAGUACAAAGGUACGGUGGUGGCAGCCAUUGACGGAGGGAUAUUCACAGAACGGCCCUCAAUGGGAGAUUGACGAGGUCUAUAUUGGUGGAACUGAAAUUAACCCUAGUGAGAUACAGGUUUCCUUCGAUGAUAUGGAUGAUGUGAAUAUACAGAGUGAUGCCCCUUGGGAGUUCACUCCACAUGGUCAAAUACGUGAGGAUGUGUGUACGACUUUUGGACACGCUAUAAGCUGGGAUGAAGGAAAGGGCACCCGAAGCUUCACCUCCAGCCAAAUGAUUGUACAAUAUAACUACAUGUUGCAAUUCAAGAUCGUGGUUGGCUGUGGCGGUCAACCAGAUGCUUGUAAUUCUCACUCUCCGGUCAAGCUGCUCUAUAACAAGAAUCCAGCAACUGACCGCUGGGAAUAUGUCCAACCCUUGUGUCUACCUGAUUUAAAUGGCAUGCAGACUGAUUGUCGUCCGAGCCACUAUCACUCGGCUAGUGAAUAUUCCACAGAGGGAUACCCUGCCUGGACAUGGAUCACUAUUGAUCUACCUGAUACAGUGUACUCAAGUGCGACAAGAUUCCGAUGGCUACAGGAAGCGACGAAUUCAUCAGCCUCAUCUUGGGCACUAGAUGAUGUCUACAUUGGGGAAAAGUGUCCUGCUAUGUGUAGUGGCAGGGGCGCCUGUCUGUUUGGCACCUGUGUGUGUCAUCAGGGUUACACAGGUUACUCCUGUGAGAAAAUUGCUCAACAUCUUAUAAGAAAAAUGUCAGAUUCAUUUGAGGGAGGAGUGUUUAGUUUUUACUGGGAAACCAUCACCGGUGGGGGCAUUGGUUUUGGCUGUGGAGCUCUACUACCCUAUGCCCAUGGGAAAACGCUCUACUUCAAUGACUGUGGUCUAAGACAGAUGGUUACGGUGGAAAUGGAUCUCCGCAGGGCCAGCAAAAUAAUGUUUGUGCUACAGAUAGGUUGUCGAGAACAAACAACCACUUGUAAUGUAAAGACAGGCCAAGGUGUACAGUACAGGGGAGUGUUAUUACAAUACACUACAGAUAGGGGGACACACUGGAAACUCCUUGCAAGACAUGAUCCAGAAGACUACCUUAAUCCCAAACGGGCAGCAUAUAAUCUACCCGAGGAUGCUCAGGUCAAGGGCGUGCAGUUUCGAUGGUGGCAACCUUUGCAUGACGGGGAGGGACAUGACCAAUGGGCGAUUGAUGAUGUAGAAGUGAUAACAAAUCAUAAUUCAUUUUCAAGAUUCAGACGAAGUAAAUGGAGAGGACAGUGAAAAACAGAGACAUUAAGGGAAAGAAAUGUAAAAAGACAUUUGAACCAGAAACUGAAUGCACAUUUCUGAAGUAAUGGAUUUUGUAGGGUUAUUAUAACCUUAAAAAAUGUAUAAAACAGGGUUAUAUUACAGUAUUGUUGUAAACAUGGAAUGAUUGAGAUUAAAACCAAGAGCUCAGUAUGCACUCAAACCCUCCAGACUGUCCCCAAACACAUACCAGUACAAACGUCUUCACACAACUGUCCAUAGCCACUGUCUGACCAGAGUCAAACCCUCCAGACUGUCCUAAACACAUACCAGUACAAACACAUCUUCACACAACUGUCCAUAACCACCGUCUGACUUCAGUCAAACCCUCCAGACUGUCCCCAAACACAUAACAGUACAAACAUGUCUUCACACAACUUACCAUAGCCACCGUCUCUCAACAGUCAAACCCUCCAGUCUGUCCUAAACACAUACCAGUACAAACACAUCUUCACACAACUUACCAUAGCCACCGUCUCUCAACAGUCAAACCCUCCAGUCUGUCCUAAACACAUACCAGUACAAACAUGUCUUCACACAACUGUCCAUAACCACCGUCUGACUAGAGUCAAACCCUACAGACUGUCCUAAACACAUACCAGUACAAACACAUAUUCACACAACUGUCCAUAACCACCGUCUGACUAAAGUCAAACCCUACAGACUGUCCUAAACACAUAACAGUACAAACACAUAUUCACACAACUGUCCAUAACCACCGUCUGACUUCAGUCAAACCCUCCAGUCUGUCCUAAACACAUACCAGUACAAACACAUAUUCACACAACUGUCCAUAACCACUGUCUGACUAGAGUCAAACCCUCCAGACUGUCCUAAACACAUACCAGUACAAACACAUAUUCACACAACUUUCCAUAACCACCGUCUGACUAGAGUCAAACCCUACAGACUGUCCUAAACACAUAACAGUACAAACACAUAUUCACACAACUGUCCAUAACCACCGUCUGACUAGAGUCAAACCCUCCAGACUGUCCUAAACACAUACCAGUACAAACACAUAUUCACACAACUGUCCAUAACCACCGUCUGACUAGAGUCAAACCCUCCAGUCUGUCCUAAACACAUACCAGUACAAACACAUAUUCACACAACUGUCCAUAACCACUGUCUGACUAGAGUCAAACCCUCCAGACUGUCCUAAACACAUACCAGUACAAACACAUAUUCACACAAUUGUCCAUAACCACCGUCUGACUUCAGUCAAACCCUCCAGACUGUCCCCAAACACAUAACAGUACAAACAUGUCUUCACACAACUUACCAUAGCCGCCGUCUCUCAACAGUCAAACCCUCCAGUCUGUCCUAAACACAUACCAGUACAAACACAUCUUCACACAACUGUCCAUAACCACCGUCUGACUAGAGUCAAACCCUCCAGUCUGUCCUAAACACAUACCAGUACAAACACAUAUUCACACAACUGUCCAUAACCACCGUCUGACUAGAGUCAAACCCUCCAGACUGUCCUAAACACAUACCAGUACAAACACAUAUUCACACAACUGUCCAUAACCACCGUCUGACUUCAGUCAAACCCUCCAGACUGUCCCCAAACACAUAACAGUACAAACAUGUCUUCACACAACUUACCAUAGCCGCCGUCUCUCAACAGUCAAACCCUCCAGUCUGUCCUAAACACAUACCAGUACAAACACAUCUUCACACAACUGUCCAUAACCACCGUCUGACUAGAGUCAAACCCUCCAGACUGUCCCCAAACACAUACCAGUACAAACACAUAUUCACACAACUUUCCAUAACCACCGUCUGACUAGAGUCAAACCCUCCAGACUGUCCCCAAACACAUACCAGUACAAACAUAUAUUCACACAACUGUCCAUAACCACCGUCUGACUUCAGUCAAACAACAGUCCUCAUCACAUUUUCAUUGUGUCUUUUUUUUGUAUUGUAUAGUUAUUUGCUCCAUCUGGCCUCAUAAAAAAGAAAAACAAAGCAUGUCCUUGUUCAUUUGAACCUCAAUACAUAGUGCACACAUUGCCAACAGUGUAUUCUUAUAGCUGGUUUUAAUUGUGAAUAGAGUCUUAGGGUUUCAGAUACAAAUGUAUAGAGUGUGCUGAUUACAACACUGCUUUGGUCCUACUGUCUUGAUAAAGACCAGUAUUUGUUUUUGUGUGUGCAUGUUAAAAGCUGUAGUAAAGUUUUGUCCUGAUGUCAGUUUAGAUAAAAACGAAAUGAGUAGGGGCUUACAAAGAUACACACACACACAACCAUCCCUGCAAUCUUUGAGACAGAUUUUCUAUUUGGGUAGUGGUCAAGGGUAUUCUUUAACCUUCACCAAUAACCACUGAAGUCUAAUUAGAAGUUGGCCAGCCUUGGUGUUGUGAUACUGUGGUGUGAAUCUGAAGUAAAUCUUCAGGGGUUCAAUUCCCAAAGUAGUCUAAUGACCACCGAAAUGUAAUCAGACCUUUCUAGUAAAAUGGUAUGGUGUAUAUGAACCAAAUAUUCUCAAGAGAUCAUGAGAUAGCUUGCACACAAGGUUGUCUAACUAUACACACAGACAAGAUCAUUACUGUAUCGUUUUGACCUAGUACAAUGUAUUAUGCAGUAUUAUAAAUAUUGCAUACCCUUCCCCACCCCCAGUUACAAAGUUAAAUACACACUCAAUUACCAUACUUACCAUUUUAUGUAAUAUUCAUCUGCAUACAGCUCAAAAGAUAACUUUGUCGUAAAAAUAUCUGCAUUUACCUUCUUUUUCGGUUCAUUGUUAGCUGAACUUUUAUUCAACAGAGGAUACAGUAACCUGUGACAAGAUUGAGAGUUAGUGUGAAAGUGUGCGUGAAAACAUUAAUAUCACAUGUGUUGGUUUAUGUACAGUACUGUAUCUGUUCUCAGAUGUAUCAUGGUUUAUAGUAGUGCUGUGUCCUUUUAAUGUUUAUCUAACUUACCCGUUGCCCGAUUUUGAAGAUUUUUAGUAACUUCCAACACAACAAUUGAAUGCUUUUGUUUUCUGUUCUAUUUAUGUGUUAUAUAACAAUGAAAAAAUCAUUUGUUUUGUUUGUCUGAUUUUUAGUUGAAAUCCUGGUUAACCAAAAGGAGAAGAGAUGUGAAAUUUCACCUGCUUAUCAGUUGUGUUAUCCCUUAUUUUGUGGAGUGCCAUUAUUUGAUAAAAAUUGCAAUAAAUACACUGUAAGAUGUUCAUUUACUCAUAUUUUCGAGCUUAUCUGGUGAACAAACGAUCACCCUUUGUAAAUGUAUUGAGGUAGAAUAUAAACCAAAGACAAAAUAUAAAUGGCUUUGCAAUGCAUUUCUUGUCCAACAUUACAGAACAACAGUAAAUAACGCUAUGAAAUGUACAUGUGACUUGCAUCACCCAUGUAUUUGAUUUAAGCUGCUUUCAUGAAUUAAGUUUUUCUCUUUUUUUUUCAUAUGACUGACUUGAAAUUUAUAUAUUUGUAAUAUGGAAAAUGUAUUGGAAGAUAUGAUUUUGUUAGAACCGAGUGCAGAGUAGUGACAAUGGUAAAUGUUAACUUUGGUUUAUCACAACUAAUCCUAUAUGAUAUACACUAUCGUAGAACUAUGAACAUUCAUAAUGUGGUUAAUUGUCAUGGUUUCAGCUCACUUAUCUGCGAAAUUUGCCAGUUGUCAUAGUAACAAAAAUAGACUGCCAUGAAUAUGCUAUACAGUGAUUUUGAUGUGAUAUACAUACUUCUCCCAUACCAGUGUUUGUUUAUAUUUGAUGUAAUAAAGAUAUUACAAACAUAUUUUUUCUUGUCACA
Messenger RNA from Ylistrum balloti, 13877 nucleotides. RefSeq names its product reelin-like. The transcript has 59 exons. NCBI's taxonomy places the organism in Eukaryota, Metazoa, Mollusca, Bivalvia, Pectinida, Pectinidae. Gene Ontology annotation, biological process: central nervous system development; neuron migration. Gene Ontology annotation, molecular function: lipoprotein particle receptor binding. The record is from RefSeq and is a predicted model, not a curated record. The coding region runs from base 1 to 10089 and encodes 3362 amino acids.